Molecule: messenger RNA, 1096 nt
Organism: Raphanus sativus (radish)
Lineage: Eukaryota; Viridiplantae; Streptophyta; Magnoliopsida; Brassicales; Brassicaceae
Product: gamma-glutamyl peptidase 5-like
Exons: 2
Coding region: 13-762 (249 amino acids)
Cellular component (GO): cytosol
Source: RefSeq, a predicted model, not a curated record
UAGUUUUUUGGAAUGCUACUGAGUGCAAUUUCCCUAUUUUUAAUCCAAUCAGUCUAUCAAAACAACAGCACAAAAAGAAAAAGAAUAAUGGUUGAACAAAAGAGAUUCGCUGUGUUUCUCGCUACGUCCGAUUCAGCGUUCGUGAAGAAGACGUACGGAGGUUAUUUCAACGUGUUCGUUUCCACAUUCGGGGAAGAAGGAGAGCAAUGGGAUCUCUUCCGAGUGAUCGACGGCGAGUUUCCGGAGGAGAAAGAUCUUGAUAAGUACUAUGGAUUCGUUAUCAGUGGAAGCCUCCAUGACGCUUUCGGUGACGCCGACUGGAUCGUUAAGCUUUGUUCGCUUUGUCAAAAACUUGACGGCAUGAAGAAGAAGAUUCUCGGUAUCUGCUUCGGCCAUCAGAUACUAUGUAGAAUCAAAGGAGGGAAAAUCGGAAGAGCGAGUAGAGGUGCAGACAUGGGGCUAAGAAACAUAACAAUGACUACAGACGCAGUGAAACCAGGUGGUUUCUUGGGAGAGAAGACUCCGAAUUCAUUAGCCAUUAUAAAAUGCCAUCAAGACGGAGUUUUGGAGCUCCCUGAAUCAGCUACACUGCUUGGUUAUUCAGACAAAUGCAACGUCGAAAUGGCCUCCUUCGGGAAUCAUUUCCUCAGCAUCCAAGGCCAUCCUGAGUACAACAAAGAGAUUCUUUUCGAGAUCAUUGACCGCCUCGUUGAUAGAACCGUAUUUUAUAAACUACGGAUUACUGAAUAUUGUAAAAAAUAAAAAUGAUAAAACUAUACCAAAGAGUAAGAAAAAGGAUGAUACAACUGCAGAGGCGAGAUAUUAUCUCUUUCCUUAACUCAAAAUACGUCCCGUAGUGCGACGGUUCGAUAACGUAAUGAGUCCCAGGAUACAACUGCAAACAAUCUUCUGAAUUUGCGUCACUCUAUCAGAAGCCUGGCGAAACUAGUUUUGUGUUGUACUCUCAGACACAAGAAAUAAAAAAUACUAACAUAACUUUUCAAUAUGGGAGAAUGUGGUUUUUUCUUUUGCUAUUGAUGUGUAUCUGCUUUCUAUCAUGCUAACAAGCCAUUUAUAUAGAAAAAUAAUGAGAAGC